This is a messenger RNA of Lycium barbarum (goji berry), 393 nucleotides long. RefSeq lists its product as uncharacterized. The record is from RefSeq and is a predicted model, not a curated record. Bases 1 to 393 code for a protein of 130 amino acids. NCBI's taxonomy places the organism in Eukaryota, Viridiplantae, Streptophyta, Magnoliopsida, Solanales, Solanaceae. The transcript has a single exon.
AUGGCUAAGUUUAUUGUUCUUUGCUUGAUUUUAACAUUUGUGUCUAUAGCCAUGGCUGAUAAUGCAUCAAAUUUUGCAAAUUCUCCUGCUUUUAGUCCAUCAUCUUCAAUUAGAAAACUUGGAAUGCACCAUCUAGAAGAAGAGAAGAGCAUUAAUUUUCCGAAAGAAGUAAUUGGUUCUCCACAUCAACAAGAGGAUAAUGAUGUUGAUCAAGAUCAUGACGAAAUCAAGAUUAAGCAUCAUCAUUCAGUUGACAAGUCAAUUUUUGGAGGUGGAGUGAUUCUUGGAGGCUUAGCAACAACAUUCUUUGUGGCAAUCUUUUGUUACAUUAGAGCAACUAGAAGGAAGAGUAAUGUGGAGCCUAGUUCCCCUAGUUCCUCAGCAGCAGUAUGA